AUGCGGCACCCUGCACGAAUCUGUCUCCAUGAACUUCGAAAUAGCCAAGAGACGGUUAAGAGAGAUAUGACGGUCCUUGUUUCAGCUAUGGAUAUGACUCUUUGGCAAGAGUUUAGUUUAAAGAUCGGCCCUGCAGAUAAUGGCCAGCCUUUGAGUCGAGGAGGGUUCUGCUAUAUCCUUGAUCGACAAAUAGAUGCUAGCGUGCCUCUCUAUUUCAAAGACGGCCAUGGUCUUUUCAAGCUCAAUCAAUCGCAUGUCUUACGGCAGUUUUUCAAGGCCGGGAAUGGAGAGUCUCUAAAAGAGGUCUUGUGCCAUUACAACCUCACCCCAAAGGACAAAGUGACACUCUCAUAUGCUAUCGCACGAUCAUACUGGAAAUACUACAAGUCAGAACUGCUGAUUCGGACCAAGUGGACGAGCGAUAACAUCUGGUUUAUGCCUGAGGGGGGCAACGAAGGAAACAAAGAACACCUACCGCUAUGCGCCUAUUUGUCAUUUCCUUUCAGCAUUCCUGGCAGAAGUGAUUCUGAUAUUGUAGACAGGGACCAGCUGACUCAUAAAUAUCCUCAGAUACUUGACAUAGGCGUAUUGCUUCUAGAAAUCGGUCUCGCUAAGCCGUUUCAAACAUUGAAACGCAAAAAUAGGGUCGCACAGGCAAACUUUGAUCACAAGAGGGCAAUCGACGACUUGGGCGAACUAGAGAAGAUGAAAUGGGAUGGCUUCACGAAUAGUAAGAGGUAUUUUGAUGAUGCUGUCAAGUUCUGUCUCAAAAGCAAAGAGGUCAAUCCUUCACCGGAGCAACAAAACCUAGAUGGGAAAGAAGGUAUCGUCAUACGGAAAAAGUUCCACGAGUAUGUGGUCCGCCCACUCGAAUGGCUACAAAAGGGCUUCGGAACGCAAGUUGGGCACAUUAAUUAUGUCGACAAGAAGCCUCUUUCUCCUCCGCAAAGAGCACCUGAUAACGAGGCUGGGAAAUUGGAACCAGACGCAGAAUUCCACAGCGCCACUGUAGUUCCCCAGAUGUGGCUAAGAGACCUAAAGAAGAUCAGUGAACUGGUGGAGCGCAAACGGCGCGAUUGUGCAGUUUCAGCUGAGAUUCGCGUUGCCAUCCUGGAUACAGGGUUGGAUAGAGAAUUUCCCACCUUUCGAGCGAAGAGCGGGCUGAUGAAGAGCAUCAUCGAGGAGAAGGAUUUUGUGGAUCCUGACGCGCAAACUAUGACAGAUACUUUUGGACACGGGACCCUUAUGGCAAGGCUCCUGAUGGAGUGCGCUCCCGGAGCAGGUAUUCUAGUUGCUCGUGUUGCUAAAAGCACUAAUGAGCUUGAGAGCAGUCGCGAAAAUAUUAAGCAGGCCAUCCUCUGGGCCGGACAGAUUGGCAAAGCUGAUAUUAUUUUCAUGUCCUUUGGCUUCCCUACCAACGACCAAGGGAUACGCGAGGCUAUUGAGAAGGUGCAGAAAGAGCGUCAAGACAAUAUAAUUUUUCUAGCCAGUGCUGGGAACUCGUCUACAGACGAUGAGAGCUUCCCUGCCCGCCACCCUGCUGUUAUAUCAGUCUAUGCUACAAACUGCAACGGAGUCUUUCUGUCAUCAAAUGCAAAAAGUACUACCAAUAGUGCCGCCGUGCUCGGCACAUUCGGCGACGACAUCCCAAGCUCCAUUCAAGACGAGUUUAGCAGCACAUACCCAAAGAUUUGCGAGCCCGGGUCCUCAGUCGCCACGGCAAUAAUGGCAGGCAUAAGUGCUACGAUGCUUAUAUACGCCACUGUACUGCCUCGGUUGAUCUUGCUGCAAGGUAAGGCGGCGAGUACAACCGACAACAUGCUGCAACGACUCCGGACCACCAAAGGCAUGGAGGCAGCAUUGGAUCGACUGGCACCAAAAGACGAGGACCACCCACGGCGUAGGUCUGUGAACCCGAUCUGGUUUUGGAAGAAGUCGAGUGAUGAUCUCGGGCGAUAUGCGGCUAUUUUUGAUGCCUUGUCAAAAUUAGACAGAAUAUCAUAG
Messenger RNA from Trichoderma atroviride IMI 206040, 2004 nucleotides. RefSeq lists its product as uncharacterized. Lineage: Eukaryota; Fungi; Ascomycota; Sordariomycetes; Hypocreales; Hypocreaceae. Gene Ontology annotation, molecular function: serine-type endopeptidase activity. The record is from RefSeq and is a predicted model, not a curated record. Gene Ontology annotation, biological process: proteolysis.